AUGUUUCAAUAAUCAGAAGCAACUCUGGGAUAUAAUAGAAAUUAAACAGAUAAUUAGCCAGAUUCUCAAAGAGAUUCCUCUGUUCAAUAAAAUGUAAGCAUCUAAUUAUAUUUAGCCACUAUAAUAGGGUUUAACUGAUGAAUAAAAAUCAAUAGGAAUCCUCAACCCUUAUGUUUUCACAUCAUAUAAUAUGCCAAAAGUAAAGCAAACUUUUCAUACUAAUUGUAGAUUAAUUGCUAUAAUCAUUUUGGUCAAACCAUCACUAAUUUUUGCAAAACUCAAGAAUGCAGAUUACCAUUAUGUCCCGAAUGUGUAAAAGAACAUGUGAAUGAACAUUCUGAGUUUAAGACAUAUCCUAAACUGGAAUGCUUGGAAAACAUAUUGACUUAAGUUCACUCUGAUAUUUGUUAAUAAGGUAAUUCUUUUUCUAAUUGUCUUAAGCCAAUUAAAUUACUCAUGCAUAAUAUUGUAUUGAAAAAUCUGUUGCUCAAGCAUAUGCUUAAACUACUUUCACUGUUGAGAAACUCAAAGAAGCUAAGAAAAGAAUUCUAAAUGUUAUUGAAUAAUACUUUGACACUUUAGAGAAUGAAUUGGAAAAUAAAUAAAAGAAAAACUAUGAAAAUUUCAAAAGAGAUGCAGAUGCACUUCUGAAAGCAUUAAAAGCCAGGAAUGGAGCAUAUCUAAAUUUUUUAGAUAAACUCUAACAACCAGAAUGCAUGUAUUCUCUCUUACCAUAUCUUGCAUCUCCAAGUUAAGAAGAUAACAAAUAAUAUCUUUAAAUUGCUAAUAAAUUUACAAGCAGAUUCAAAGAAGUUCAAUCUGAAAUUACUUUUGACUCUUUCAAAUCGUAAUAAUUUAACUAAUUUUAGAGCUUAAUUAAGUUCACGCUUAGCAGAGAUUGUUGGCGUUGUCCAUCAAGAUCUUACAGAAUAUUUAGAUAUCCAUAAGCUUGCCCCGCCAGAAAUCGUUAAGAGCAAAGCUUUAACACUAAAACCCCAAAAUAAUCAAAUACAAAAAAAAGCAUCAUCUCCCCAAUAACGAUAGAGAAAUUUGAGCAAAACAUAUUAAAUUUAAGAAAAUUAGGAUAAAGAGAUUAUAAAAGUUAACCCUAAUUAAAAUUAAGUUGAAUAGACCAUUCGAUAUUAAUAGAUUAACCCUUAGCCUAUUCAAAUUCAAUAGUAUUAAUCUCCUUCAAAUUUCAGCUCUAUGAAUCAAAACUACCCUUAAUAAUUUACUUAAUAAUAACCUCAAUAUUAUUCCAAUCAGCCUCAAUAUUCAGCUUAAUUUCCAUACAAUCAAUAAAGAUAUUAGUAACAAGUGCCAUAUCAAUAAUAUUUACAGUAUGAUCAGAACGGCUAAUAUUAAAAUACAAUUAAUCCUAUUUAGAAAUAUUAUUGA
Paramecium octaurelia is the source of this 1398-nucleotide messenger RNA. Lineage: Eukaryota; Ciliophora; Oligohymenophorea; Peniculida; Parameciidae. The record is from the annotation of a GenBank genome assembly.